AUGCCUCUGCCAGAUAUUCCUUUGAGUCUUGCGAUCCCGGCCGUGGCGACUACACUCGCAUAUCUGAAUGCAAAAUGGUCACUUUCAUAUGAUUUGAAACUCGUCAAGGGAGGAUUGAAGACGUCCAUGAAAUCCCACUUCGCCGAACGUGGCGACCGCUUGAAUCUCUUCUACAUACUAGAAGCCCACGCGCUCAAUCCUAAAACUGCCAACAACCAAUUCAUUGUCUACAAUGGCCAGACGACCACCUUCCACGAAGCCUAUAUCAUGGUUCUCCGCUAUGGAGCCUGGUUCAAAAAAGUCCACGGCGUCCAGCGCAAGGAGAUUGUCGCAAUCGACUUCAUGAACUCAUCCACUUUCAUCUUCAUGGUGAUGGGCCUUUGGAGUAUUGGGGCAGUCCCUGCAUUUAUCAACUAUAACCUGACGGGCAAGCCGCUUACCCACUCCAUUCGCACCUCGACUGCAAGGCUUCUCGUGGUUGACGAAGAAGUCCGCCCCUGCUUCCCAGCAGAACAGGAGGAGAUUCUAACUUCUCCGGCCUUCCGUGAUGGCAAGGGACCCAUCGAGAUAGUCUAUCAUACACCGGAGGUGGAAGCCCAGGUAUUGGGAAUGGAACCUACGCGAGAGGACGACGCAGUCCGAAGUGGCGCGAUCGCUCGCGACAUGGCCAUCUUGAUUUACACAAGUGGGACCACUGGGCUUCCUAAGCCUGCCAUUGUCAGCUGGAGAAAGUGCUGGUUUGGUAGUUUGUUUAGUCAGGACUGGAUGGGCAUUACCCCGUCCGACAGAUUCUUCACGUGUAUGCCUCUCUACCACAGCUCCGCUUCAGUGCUUGGUUUCGUCACUUGUUUGAUGAGUGGAGCGACCCUGAUCAUUGGGCGCAAAUUCUCUGCGCGUAAUUUCAUCAAAGAGGCUCGCGAUAAUAAUGCUACGAUCAUCCAAUAUGUGGGCGAGACCCUGCGCUAUAUCCUGGGCGCAGCUCCCGAGAUCGACCCGGUAACUGGCGAGGACCUUGAUAAGAAGCACAACAUCCGUCUGGCCUUCGGAAACGGACUGCGGCCUGAUAUCUGGAAUCGCGUCAAGGAGCGCUUUAACAUUCCCACGAUCGCUGAGUUUUAUGCCGCCACCGAAGGCACUGCGGGCUCCUGGAAUAUCUCGUCAAAUGACUUCUCCGCGGGUGCCAUCGGCCGAAACGGCGCCAUAGGAAAUUUCCUCCUUGGUCGUUCGACUGCCAUUGUGGAUGUCGACCACGAGACCCAAGAACCGUGGCGCGACCCGAAGACCGGCCUUUGCAAGAAGGUCCCCCGGGGUGAUCCCGGUGAGUUGCUGUUUGCCCUCGAUGCAGCGGAUCCCAGAGCUGCUUUCCAGGGUUACUUCCAGAACGACAAGGCGACAGAAGGCAAGAUCAUUCGCGAUGUGGUCAAGAAGGGCGACGCCUAUUUCCGGACCGGCGACAUGGUUCGAUGGGACACAGAUGGUCGCUGGUUCUUCUCUGACCGAAUAGGCGAUACCUUCAGGUGGAAGAGUGAGAAUGUUUCCACCAAUGAGGUUGCCGAGGUUCUGGGUUCACAUCCCGAGGUGCACGAAGCGAAUGUCUAUGGCGUUGCUCUUCCCAAUCAUGACGGCCGUGCCGGAUGCGCAACCAUCAUCUUUAACCAGCAGAUAGCAAACGGUAGCCUUUCUGAGGCCGCACUAGAGCCUUCAAGCGAGGUACUCAACAGCUUGGCUACACAUGCUAUCCAGAACUUGCCCCGCUUCGCGAUCCCGCUGUUCUUGCGAGUUGCACCUGAGGUGCAGUCGACGGGUAACAACAAGCAGAUGAAGCAUAUUCUCCGCACCGAGGGCGUGGACCCAGCUCGUGUCUCGAGUAAGGAUCGGCUGUACUGGCUGCAGGGCAACUCCUACGUUCCCUUCGGACAGAAAGAGUGGGAACAGUUGAACGGUGGUCAAGUGCGACUCUGA
This is a messenger RNA of Penicillium bovifimosum, 1962 nucleotides long. RefSeq lists its product as uncharacterized. Lineage: Eukaryota; Fungi; Ascomycota; Eurotiomycetes; Eurotiales; Aspergillaceae. Gene Ontology annotation, molecular function: long-chain fatty acid-CoA ligase activity; long-chain fatty acid transmembrane transporter activity. The coding region runs from base 1 to 1962 and encodes 653 amino acids. The transcript has 3 exons. The record is from RefSeq and is a predicted model, not a curated record.